Messenger RNA from Rubroshorea leprosula, 974 nucleotides. Lineage: Eukaryota; Viridiplantae; Streptophyta; Magnoliopsida; Malvales; Dipterocarpaceae. The record is from the annotation of a GenBank genome assembly.
CAGCCAAAAUAUUCCUCAUCCAUUCUAUACAAGCAAAAGAAACAAGGAAGAAGGCAAAAAGAAAAGCAUGGAAAGAGGAACUAUGCAUUUUGAUUUUCCUUUGAAUCAGUUCCAAUAUCCCUCUGCUUAUCCUCAUCCUAGCAACCUCAACCUUCCAGUCUCAGCUAAUCAUUCCGCCCCUUUUGAAUCCUACUCCUCUUCUCCUCCUCCUCCUCCUCCUCCUCCUACUAGUUGCUCUUGUUGUCGCACUCAAAUUCGUAGAACGGCAGAUAGAUUAACCCUGGGGUUGGGGCCUGUUCCGUCCAAAAUCGAAGUAGAAAACGCUGUAUCUUCUCUAGAGAAAUUCAUGGGGGGAGUUUCUUCACCUGGACCAGAAUUGAAAUGGCUUUGUAACGUAGGCGGUAGAAUUUUUCAUGUUUUCCGCUUGAUGCAGACACAGCAAUCUUUCAAGCGGCUGGUGGUUUCAUUAUCAUCCGAUAAAGCAGUUUGGGAUGCCAUCAAGAACAACGAGAUGGUUCGGAAGCUUUGUGAGUCACCUAUUCCAGCUGAAAAAGGGGAGAAGCUCGACUACCCUGAGAUCGAAGUGGAUCCAGACCUCAUUGCGAAAAUUCUGAAUUGGAUUUUUGAUAUUGCCAAAGCAAAAGUUGUGGAACUUGUAUUGAAGUUACAAGCUCUUGUGAGUGAGGUGUUUCGAGAUCAAGACAGCAAAAACUGGACUGAUAAUUCCAGAGAGCAGUUGGAAGACAUUGUUAGAUCGUCUUUGGUUCUCUCCAUGGUCAUCUUGUUGAUUGUUGUCAUAACUCGUGUACAAGGAGCUUGAUCAUUAAAACCUGCAAAACUAUAAUAAUUACAUGUUAGGAUUUUCAGAAUGCCUUUGUACAUCUAGGUCCCUAGUGCUUGGAAAUUACAUGAACAUGAAUACCCCAAUAUCCUGUUAGUAGAAUUUAAGAAUCGGAAGCCUUUUGACUAUUUAU